CAAGCUCUUUUUACCCACUUGGAUCGUAAGAGUCAUGUCGCUUCCCCACCCUAGAAACAAGGCACGCAGAGGAAGCGAUGAUGGAAUUUUACAUAACAAAGCCCAACAUAAGUCUCUGGCUCAGCGAAGAUGUUCAGCACCUUCUCUUGUGUUUCCUAAGAGUCUCAGCAAACCAUGGUCCACUGGAAGGGAGAACAGUGGCUGUUCCAUAUCAAUCGAGCAAUGCCCCUUUGUCCUGGGACUAUCGAAUGAAGAUUCUGAGCUGAUUUUACAUGAAUGUGUACAGCUGACACAGGAUUUCAAGACUAAGGAGAGAUACCUAUUCCUCUUCAGUGAUAUGAUCAUAAUAGCCAAACUGAAGUCAGGCACUAGCUUUAGAUUAAAGCACCGAGUGGAUCUCUCCCAGAUGAUGGUGUUGUCAUGUGAUGAAGAUGAGGAAAAUACUUGGGCUUUUCAUAGUUCUCCAAAGAACGCCCUAAUAUUUAUAUGGCAUAACAAUGGCUGUAUUGCUUCUUUCCGUUCCUGUGAAGUAAAGGAACUCUGGCUGGACACUCUUGUGUGGCAGAUAAGAGAAGUUGGUGGGAUUGAGGGCACUAGCGUCCCCUGUGCAGGAUUACUGAUGAAGGUUCUCACGGGCUGCAAUGCUUCUAAAGCUCUUGUUGCCAGCAACAUGGAUACCCUAAUCGAAUGUCAUACAGAGGCAGAUGGCAAGAAAUACCAGUUAUUGGCAGAAAUGAUUGGCGAGGAGGGCAUCUGCCAUACCAUUGAAAGCAACAAGAAGAGAAAAACUGUCCUAUCUUGGCCCUUUACAUUCAGACGAAGUUCUACUCUCUCUGGGUCUUCAAGUCCACCCGAGCUGAAGGCAACUUUAUUUAACCAGCCGUUGUCCAUUGUCUGUGAGGAGGAUAAUCUUCCCCAAAAAAUACUUGACAUAUUAGCUAUCCUGAAAGUGCAAGGUUUAAAGACAGAAGGCAUUUUUCGCAAAGCAGCCAAUGAGAAGGCUCGUAAGGAACUCAAAGAUGACCUAAACUAUGGAAAGGACUUGGACUUGAAAAACAAAUCUGUGCACUUACUGGCCGUUGUAUUCAAGGAUUUCUUAAGAGGUAUUCCAAACCAGCUGCUGUCAUCUGAACUGUACAACAAAUGGAUGUGUGCAUUGGAGAAGCAAAAUUUGGAUGAAAAAAUUGAGGAGAUGAAAUGUGUUGCAGAGAAACUACCAAAACCAAAUCUAAUUCUGCUACGAUACUUGAUCUGUGUCCUCCACCAUAUUAGUGAAGCUUCAGACAUAAACAAGAUGGACUCCAGAAACCUAGCUGUCUGCAUUGCUCCAACCAUGCUUGUCCCUCAGGUUGACAAGAACCUUCCUCUUGAAACUCAGAAAGAGCUGAAUGAGAAGGUCACAGCUCUGGUUGAGUUCUUCAUUGAUCACUGCUUUGAAAUAUUUGGCGAAAACAUAUCACAGUUAAUCGACACUUUGGAACAGGAUUCUCUAGAGACUAUUCAUAGUCCAGAAUUGUCUUUUCAUCAUAAUGACUCUGCCUAUGAAAGCACUGACCCAGACCAUGAAUGUAAUGCUGGUCUUUUCAUCAAGCACCACUGUGGGCCACAAAGACAUAGCAGAAGUGAAAAGGAGGAGAGCACACUAUAUGAUGUGCCUAUCUCAGCUUUGCCUAUGAGCCACUUUAUUACUGAGGUCAGCAGCUUGGACAGAAGAUGCUCAGAGCCAUUUAUUUUACCUUCACAGAAUGAUAUGCCGGUCACAGAGAAAAAGCUAACCAGAAGUCAUGAUGAUGUUGCCAUCAGUCAACAUAAUGAUAAGCUGUCUGCUAUAACCCCUGAGUACUACUGUGAUCGAGCUUUAUAUAGGAGGAAAAUGCCUAAGGGUCUGAAAAUUAACAGCAACUAUGACCCAAAUAUCAUUGAUGACUGUUUAGUCAAUGCAUCCUCAAACUGUUCUCUUGACAGCUCUUGUUCAGACUGCUCCGUUUUUACAAGCUCUCCACUUGCAUCUCCCUUAAGUCCUCCGAAAAGGGAUUUACUGAGGCACAAGUCUCUAUUUGUAAAGAACAAUAUCAUUAAUGAUUUAGUCAAACCGGUGCGAGAAAUAAAGAAACAUUCUAAUUCUUUUUGCUAUGUAAACCACAAAAAAAUGGUAACCAAGACACAAAGCUGGGGCCCUGAUGGAGAUAACGCUGGUGGAUUACAAAGGGAUGGACUCAGCCAGAGUUUUCGGUAUAGAAGCCAAGCUGAGUGUAAUGGUUCUCUGGACACAACUUUCCAUCAACCACAAGUUGUAAGAAAAAGAUGUCCAUCGGGUAGGAAAAUAUCUGUAGAAGAAGUGUUCAGAAUGGUAGACCAAAGAAAUCCCGGAAAGCCUCCCUCAUAUGAGGAGGCUGUCCAUAAAACUGUAACUCCUUAUAGUCAUAGUGUAACUGUGCAAACCAUGAGAGACAGUGUGUCAAACAAUGACUGCCUUACACCUUACAUUACUAGUAGACCUUCAGCAGAUUCCAUGUUUAAAGAGAACUCUUCUCAUAAGGACAAUAGAUCCGGCUCCGGCAUUGACAAGAGCAUGGAUGGCGCGGCUUGUGAACUAACUCAGUCCAAUUGUGAGCCUGAGAGGAUGAAAGUAGGUCUUGUCAGGACCAAGUCAGAAUCCACCCAGAAGAAGAAGCAUGAAUGUGUAAGUCGAAGGUGCAGUCAACCUAUAUUUGAGAUUAAUGAUCAGAUACAGUAUGCCAAGGAGUCCUAUGUUUAAACCAACAUAUUGCCAUAUUGUAAAUACUGUAAAAUAGCUAGUACUGUAAAAAAAAAAAUCAUUUGUAAAUGACAUAGUUGCUCAGAAUAUUACUAACAUUUUAUUGUACAAGGGACUAUUUUCUCAUGUAUAUUUUAGGGCCAUUAGGGCUGGACAGAUGUUAAUAUAUCUUAUCACUUUGUUCACUUUUGUACCUAUGUUUUCAUGUCAUGUAACUAAAUGCCAUGAUGAUAUUUAUAUGUUUACGGAUCCAUGUUUAGUCCAAUCCUUUACACACAUUAGAUUUUGAUCUAAUGACACUACAU
Messenger RNA from Hyla sarda, 3063 nucleotides. RefSeq names its product T cell activation RhoGTPase activating protein (gene TAGAP). Lineage: Eukaryota; Metazoa; Chordata; Amphibia; Anura; Hylidae. The transcript is spliced from 14 exons. Gene Ontology annotation, molecular function: GTPase activator activity. The coding region runs from base 35 to 2758 and encodes 907 amino acids. The record is from RefSeq and is a predicted model, not a curated record. Gene Ontology annotation, biological process: signal transduction; regulation of Rho protein signal transduction.